Molecule: messenger RNA, 1195 nt
Organism: Aspergillus novofumigatus IBT 16806
Lineage: Eukaryota; Fungi; Ascomycota; Eurotiomycetes; Eurotiales; Aspergillaceae
Exons: 4
Coding region: 1-795 (264 amino acids)
Source: RefSeq, a predicted model, not a curated record
AUGCGUUUCUGGGUGAAUUGGGCUCUCUGGCAGAAACUGAGCAUGGUUCUUGCAGUUCUCCUGGCGCUCGUCCUCAUCUACGCUUUCUGCGUCCUUGCGUAUAACCGACGAAUGACCAGAAAACAUGCCGCCGCUGAAGCGUAUCAGAGAAUAGAGCGGGGGACCGAGUUACGUCCGGUGUUGACUGGAGGCAGCGACAUACCAUUUGGCGCCCGAGCGCUGGAGAAGGGUGUCCAGGUAGAUGGUAUUUGGAUCUCUACCAGCAACACAUCAAGUCCAGCGCAGCUCGCAAGCCCCACCGCAAGCAGGCCGACGACGCCAGUCGUAAAGCAAACCCAAAAAACUUCGUCUGCUGACACGGCAAGCGAUGUGCAAUCCCGCUGGCACAAGGAACAGCCUGCUCUCAAGGCAGCCGGUGGUGACUCUCAACGAUUUGUGGCGCCGUCCAAAAAAGAGAUUGCAGAUAGCAGCAAGUCCAACAGCGGUGAUUCCGAAAGACUUCCUGAAAAUCAGCUCAUCCAUUCAGAUAUUGUUACGCCUCAGGAGUCCCAAAACUCGGUCGGAUCAGAUAGACGAUCAUCGCGAGGAUUCUUCGGCCCACAUAGCUCAUGGCUGACAAAGUCCCCCGAAAAGACCAAGCGGAAGUCGGUCGCUGACGGGCACCAUCGAGGGCAAUCGUCAGAAGAUUUCAGGCGCAGGAUCAGCAAGUUGAUCGAGGAAAAUAUUCAAACUCGUCCGAAAGAGGAAUUCCAGCUGAAGCCUCUACCGCGAGAUGGCGUGCAUCGACACAAGUAGGGAUUGCUUCCGGCUACUCACAAUCAUGAUAUUCCUUUUUCUGCGUUACGAGAACAACUACGCACAUUCCGAAGCAGUUGCGUAAUGUAGCUUCUCGAUUAUUCAGAGACAUAUUCAAAGGACCCAACUCGCAUUCGUAUAUGAUGCCUCCGCUCACUCACACAUAUCAGGCUGAGAUGACUGAGCUCUUCAAUCGUCGAGGGUAACGAUUGUAUCUUAUAUAGUACAAGCUUGAAUAUUCCUUGAGUCAGGAUUAUGCUCUUCGCUCCUCUAACGAUCUCAUAUCUCGAGUAACAUUUCACAGAGAUGGUAGCAAUAAUAGACUAUCGCCCGUAGCACCCCACUGAGGGAGCCGUUCGAUAGUGGAUUGAGAUUUGGCAUUUGCAACCUCUGUUAUCGC